Molecule: messenger RNA, 1080 nt
Organism: Gloeophyllum trabeum ATCC 11539
Lineage: Eukaryota; Fungi; Basidiomycota; Agaricomycetes; Gloeophyllales; Gloeophyllaceae
Exons: 1
Coding region: 1-1080 (359 amino acids)
Source: RefSeq, a predicted model, not a curated record
AUGGACAAGCUUGCAGCAGCGGUCCAAGAGGACAUGUUUAAGCUCUCCCCUCUCCCCUCGACACUACACGUUCCUACCGAAUUGCCCCCGGACUCUGAGACGCCUGAGCCAGAGUUUCAAAAGAAAGGCUCCGGGCUGAGCGAAGCAUACACUCGUCAAUCAAUCCCGGCGAUCUCGAUUAAUCCUUCGGACGCAAGCUUGUCAGGUAGCCUUUUGAGCCGUCGCAUGCGAGAGCAUGACGAGAAUAUGGCUCAGUCCUUACCUCAAAGGGAUGAGUACGGUUCUAUUCAUCGUUUCAUGGCGAGUCGUCAACCGUCACCCCCGAGAGCCUCUUCCUCGAUGGCGUACGUCCCCUACGACCCGAGCGGCGACGUCAUCAUGGCUUCCGCAUCGGUACCUCGUGGAUCAGUUCUGCGAGAGAGUAAGCAACCUCCGGUUCACACUUGCGCGGAAGAGGAGCAGCACGAGCGGUGGAGGAAAGAACUGCACGACCUCCUACAACUCCCCACCAACUCCAGCGGCGCCAUCCGCGAGGACUCUGAUUUUGUUCCGUCGUUGUCUCGAGUGGGCAGUUUGAGCCGGGUGCGGCCUUCCUCUCCUCCUCGCUACUCCGGGGACUCCAGCCAUCCAGCCAUGUCACGACUACGCGCAGAGCCCCUGCACCAGGGCCGCGAGCGAUCUCAUUCGGAGGCGGUGUACCCACAGUCUUCAUCUUCGUUCCGCUUCUACGUAUCCCACCCCCCUUCGCCUCCACCUUCGACUAGCCCCACCGGGAUGGCUUCUCCAUUAUCAGCUACUUCGAUGUCUCCCACCUCACCUGGCACGGCGCAGAUCCCUCGCCCGUCGCUGAUAUCGCGCGCCAGUAGUGCCGCCCGGGAGGCGGAGACUCGCGCACGCGAGCGGAAUCGCAAGGAAUCCGGCGGGUCCACGACCUCUCUGUCUUCCAUCGCCUCAUCGUCAUCGGGUAGAACCCCCAGUGCACUCCGCGAACCCACCGAGGCUCUCAGCCGUCGAUCCUCCCUGGCAAACAGAGGCCCGAGUAGAAGCGGGCACACGCCCGGCAUCCAGAUCAUCUCUUGA